CACACAAUAACUAUUCGUCUUGGAACAAUAUCAUCAACAUUAUGUCCCUCGCCGAUCAAUUAUUGGAAAAGACCAAGCAACAAAAACUACGUUCGGCCUCAGCGUUUGCUCCGAACUUUAAAAAACCAAAUAUUGGAGGUGGAGCUGCUUCAUCAACCCCCUCCAAAAGUAAUAAUACCAAUAAUAAUAACAACAACAAUAAUAAUAAUACCACUGGACAAACGGAAGCCCAUAAUGAAGCAUCGGCGAUUGGCUCUGGAAGUGCACUCCUCUCUGUACCACCAACUUUGUCUCUGAGUUUCAAUCCCACUCAAGAUAAUCCAUUGGAUCAAUCCCUGUUGAGUACAACUUCAUCCACCUCAAUAAUACAAGAGAGAGGUACAACAUCCAAUUCUACAAUUGUUGGUGGCGAUGAUAAUAAUAAUAAUGCAAUAACUGCACCAUCAUCAUCCGAUGAUAACAACACAAAGAAGGAUAAAAGGAAAACCAAAACAUCAUCACGAGAAAAGAAGAGAAGGAGAAAAAUCAUUUAUUCUGAUGAUGAAGAUGAUGAAUAUGUGGAACCUCCUCAAGAUGACAAUGAAGAGGAUGCCAUUUCAACCACCUCUGCCAUGACAGCCACCUCCUCCAAAUCAGCAACCAGUUCAAAGACUAAAAGACUCAAAAAACCAACAGGUGAUUUUAAAACAAUUUCGGAUUUCAUUCGGGAUGCCAUCUUGAAUGACUAUGAAUCAGAAAAUACCAAUAUUAAUAAUAACAAUAAUAGAUCUAAUAUGAAUAAUAAUUCUUCAGCACAACAGAAUGGAAUUAGUGCUGAUGAAUUUAUUAAUGAAGAGGAUGAAUUUGAAAUUGAAAAUGAUGAUCAAUAUAAGGAUAGAGUACAUCAAAUUGAAAUGGAGGAUGAUGAGAAGGAUGAUGAGAAUGUUAAUUCGGAUAAUAUUUCUGCUGUGAGUGGAAAAUCUUCCUACAAGAAUUUUGUGGAAGUGAAAGCUCCAUCAAUUAUUCCUCCUAAUCCAUAUAAACCUGCAGAUAAUAAUAGUGAAUUUGAUGAUGAUUAUGAACAGGAUUUGGAUUCAGAAUUUGGAGAUUUGGAGAAACCAGCAGGUGGUCCAUCAGUUUUCUCAUUCGAUAGUGAUGGUAACAUUUUAAUGAAACCAACUGAAACUGAUGAAGCUUUAAUCCCUUUCAUGGAAUCUGGAAGACAGGAAUUUAACUAUUCCAGAGCUAUGAGAUUGGCCAAUCUUGAUACCAAUAAACCAGUCACUCAAGCCACCUAUGCCAGAAAGGGAAAGGGAGAAAGAUGGACAAAGGAUGAUUUGGAAUUAUUCUACGAUGGUUUAAGACAAUUUGGUACAGAUUUUUCAAUGAUUUCUCGAUUGUUCCCAAAGAGAACGAGAAGAGAAAUUCAUCAAAAGUACAAGAAUGAAGAAAAGAAGAAUAAGAAAAAGAUUGAAUUUGCACUCAAGAAUAGAGCUCCAAUAGACAUGACACUAUUCCAAAAAAAGAGCAAGGAAAAAGAUAAGAUUCAAGGUAUUACCAGAAAGAAGGUCACUAAAACAACCUCAGAAGGUGCAUCCAAUAGUGAAAACAAUGAAGAUGAAUGGAAAGAAGUCACAAGCUCCUCAAAGACUACCUCCAGUUAUGAGCAGGCAAUUGAUGACGAGUUUGAGGAAGACGAAUUUGAUAUCGAUGAUUAUGAUCCUGAAGAAGAUGAAAAGAAAUACGAAAGACCUGUGUCAAAGCCUCAAUCUUCAACGGCUAGCUCUGCAACCAAUGCUAAUAAUAACCAGGAUGAAUUUGAGGAAGUUGAAGGCAAUGAAGAAGAUGAAACCUUUGACAAUUUUGGAAAUAAUGUUUUGGGUAGAGGUGAAGAUGAGUUUGAAUAAAACAAAUGAUUUAUG
This is a messenger RNA of Naegleria gruberi, 1901 nucleotides long. RefSeq lists its product as uncharacterized. Gene Ontology annotation, cellular component: transcription factor TFIIIB complex. The coding region runs from base 42 to 1886 and encodes 614 amino acids. The record is from RefSeq and is a predicted model, not a curated record. Gene Ontology annotation, biological process: RNA polymerase III preinitiation complex assembly. The transcript has a single exon. Gene Ontology annotation, molecular function: TFIIIC-class transcription factor complex binding. NCBI's taxonomy places the organism in Eukaryota, Heterolobosea, Eutetramitea, Acrasida, Naegleriidae.